AAAGACCACUUUGUACGUCUUUCCCUCAUUUAUGUCGGGGUGUUGCCACAUUAUCAGCAAGUGUCGAUGUUUUCUGUUUUCCCCAGCACGCAAUUAUUGUGAAAUAUUUCAACACAAUCGAAUUUCUCAUUCAUGUUAGUUUUACUGCUUUAACCUAGUCAUGCAGUUUAUACUGCUGCUCCAGGUGUGCCUCUUGAUACUUGGCUUUUCUGAGGCCAGCCCAGGUAGGACAUUUCUGAUGAUGUUUCCCCCUCAUAAUGGCCCAACAGAAAACAUCACAUAUCAAGUAACUAUCACAGCCAGUGGAGUUUGGACCUCAGUCACUGCACAGGUUCUGGAAAGCAGCUUCAUGCAACACGUUUUCCUCUCUGCUAGCCAAUCAAAGACGAUUUACCUGCCGUCACCCGUGGGCAUGACCAGCAAUCAAUCCCCCCACCUCCUAAGUGUGGUGUCUGUGUGGCCUGUGACAGUCAUUGCCUCAUUCUGUACUCCGGCUGGUUGUGACCAUAGUCUACUUCAUGACGUGUCCUCCUGGGGGACCCGAUACUACCCCAUUACUCCUCACUUUCCCAAUGAGAAAGCUGUCAGCCAGAUGGUGAUCACAAGCUCAGACCGUGAGACAUCAGUGGAUAUCUUCCUCUCAGGGGACGUGCUCUUUAAAGGCAUUGUGUACCCCAGGGGAACUAUCCUACAGUUGCAUUUAGCUGUUCUGCAGAGUGUUUACCUCCAGAGCAACUCCAGCUUAUCUGGCUCUGAGCUAAACUCCCAAGAAGCUGUAGGUGUUGUGGUUGGUUUUACUUGCUCUAAAUACGAAACUGGACAUUGCUUGUAUGGGUUUGCUGAACUGGAAUCUGUCUCUCACUGGAGUUUUGAUUACAUUGUCCCUCCCUUAGUAAACACAGAAAUGAGUUCCAGUUCCCUGUUGGCAAUGGUGACGAUCAACUCAACCCUUCACAUCACCAACAGCACUAGGCACACAAACAUGUCUCUUGUUGGUGGUGUUAUGAUGGUCAUUUCAGUCGUGACAUCAGAUAAAAUCCAGAUUGCAAGUGACAGUCCUCUUCAGCUUGUUUACCUAAGACAUUAUAAAAUAGAGCGUCCUUCGACUCUAACAGUGCUGCCAUCUGCUGAUGAUAUCUGCAAGAUUGAACCUAUGUUUGAUUCAGGUGAUAUCAGUGAGCAACAAGAUAACAGUACUCACUAUUUAAAGUCUGGUGAAAAAUUAUCCCAGAAGCCAAACUUUGCCGCACCUCAUGGAAAUGCAGAGACCAGUUCUCCUAACACAGACACAGAUGUAGGACACUAUCUGAGUACCAUGGACAGACAACGCUAUCCAGAAGCAUGCAAGAAAGCUUCUUGUGAGGAGUUGGCCUGUGGCCCUAAACGGGUGUGCUCAAUGAAAGAUGGAAAACCACUCUGUUCUCUGCAAACUAAAAUAUGCUCUGCAUGGGGCGACUCAUAUUACCGUACCUUUAAUGGAAGAGAUUUUGUCCUACAGGGAAACUGUAACUACACUUUAGUUCAGACUACCUGUCCUGGCUUAAAUGCUUCUAUUCCACUUCAGAUUAAUAUAGCCCGAGCAUAUUUGAACAGUGCCACUGUCUCCACCAUCCACACCGUGCACAUCAGCAUCCAGGGCUUUAAUAUCUCCAUGGUUAGAAAUGACAAAAAUCAUGUCAGGAUUGAUGGACAGCGGAGAAACCUACCCCUCACCCUCGGAAAUGGAACCCUGAACUUUUAUCCAAGUGGCUCCAGCGUUGUUUUAGAAACCACCUUUGGCCUGGCUCUGCAUUAUGACUGGAAGCACCAUCUCCAGGUUGAUGUCGGCCCUGAGUUGUAUGGCAACCUGUGUGGUUUGUGUGGAAAUGCUGAUCACAGCUCCUCAGAUGUUGUCCCUGCCUCCAACAGCACUAACGCGACAGUGACUGAAGAUUUUACCCUCCCGUGGGUGGUGAACAGUGACGCAGGCUCAUGUUUUGAAGAUUGCGGUGGUGCUGCUUCAUGUCCAGUGUGCAUCCAGAGCCAAGCCAAAUCUUUUCCUGGUGCUAAAGACAACUCCUUUCUGACAAAAUGCAAUCUACUGCAGUGGAAUGGUGGACCUUUUGCAGAUUGUCACUCAUAUGUUGAUCCUGAGCCAUUUGUUCGUAGUUGUGGGAACAACCUGUGCAUCAAUGAAGAGGCCUCUACAAUGUGCAAAAUCUUGGCAGCCUAUGCCACCAUAUGCCAGAGGCUUGGGGCCAGGGUCCAAAACUGGAGAACCUCUGCAAACUGCGCUAUUGCAUGUCCUAUGAACAGCCACCAUGAGAUCUGUGGUUCUGCUUGUCCUGCUACCUGCAGUGACCCCGACGCCCAUCAUAACUGUUCCCUCCCUUGUGUGGAAUCUUGCCAAUGCAACAGAGGGUUUCUGCUGAGUGGUGGGAAGUGUGUACCACACAGCAAGUGUGGCUGUCUUCACCAAGGCUCCUACUAUCUUCCCAAGGAGAAUUUCUGGAUGGACAAACAGUGCCAGGAAAACUGUGUCUGCCAGCCCAACUCCAAGAUGGUGAUGUGUGUAAAGUCCCAGUGUCGGGAUGGUACAAAGUGCAAAGUUCUGAACGGAGUCCUGGACUGUCACAUGGACGGACCUGGGAUGUGCAUAGCCAAAGGAGAUCCACAUUAUACCACUUUCGAUGGGCGUAACUUUGAUGUCUAUGGCAACUGUACUUACCUGCUCACUUCUCACUGUCCCUCCUGGGGGGAUCUUGAUGACUUCAGGGUGGAGGUCCAGAACCAGAUAAAGGAUAUUUCAAACAUUUCCUUCCGGCAUGUCACAAUGGUUGUCUCUGGUUAUUCCAUUGAGCUAUCAAAUGAUUGGAGUAAUAAGGUUAUGGUAAAUGGUCUGCUCCUGCAUCUUCCCUCCGUGUUGAGCCAAGGCAAAGUAAUCUUCUCCAUGACCGGACUCUCAACACGUAUAGAGACUGACUUUGGUCUUGUUGUGACAUACAGCUCUGAUGUCCUGACUGUUCAAAUGCCGAGGAUCUUCUCUGGUAAUCUCUGUGGUCUGUGUGGGAACUUCAACAGUGAUCCUGAAGACGAUGUGAUGCCUGACAAUGAAUCAGAUAUCUCUCAGGCUGUGAGACACUGGAAAAUAAAAAGCGAGCAUGAAUGUGCGGAUGUGCCUAUGGACACUACAGGAUGUAAUUCACAAGACAUGUCUCUUUAUAAGGGGAAAGAUUUCUGUGGAAGGUUACUAGAUACAGAGGGAACUUUUCAGAGUUGCCACAAAACAGUAGAUCCACAAGAUUUCUAUGACAGCUGUGUUCAUGACCUUUGCUAUGAUAACCAGAUCAGCCUGUGUCAGAUUCUGUCAAGCUAUGUUGCUGUUUGUCAAGAAAUGGGAACCAUAAUGGAUGAAUGGAGGUCUCCUGCAUUUUGUAAUCUCCUCUGCCCACCAAAUAGUGAAUACCACCUGUGCUCGAGUCACAUUUCUGACUGUGUAGGAAACCUGAGCCAUCAAACAGAGAAAUGCAAAGAGGGCUGUUUCUGCAAACCUGAGUUUUUCAACAGUGCUGGGAAAUGUGUACCAGACUCUGAGUGUGGCUGUGUUUACGAUGGUGUUUACCAUGAUGUCCACGAGGACUUCUACCCUGAUGAGCUCUGUCAGACACACUGCGUUUGUGUCGGCCACAACAAAGUACAAUGUACGAACCACACAUGUCCAAAAGGAACAACAUGUACCAUCAGAGAUGGCCUCAGGGCAUGCCACGCAUCAGAACCUCUUCAGUGCACAGUCAUGGGUGGCAGACACUUCAGUAUCUACGAUGGGAAUAAAUUCGACUUUGAUAUGGGAAGCUGUCGUUAUGUCCUGUCCCAAGCUUGUGAUGAGGACGAGUCUGAUCCCACUGUCAUUUUCCAGCAAGGAAAUCUAUACUUAAGGGACCAUGGAGUUAACGUUACACUUCAGAUGGAACAUUUGGGAAAAGUAAAGAUUGAUGGUGUUUUGAAGGGGCUUCCUGUCCAACUUGACCACAUCGUAGCACUUCAUUCUGGCUUGCUGACUCGUGUCGUUUUUGUAGCCACUGGGGUUGUUGUCGCUUAUGGAGGGCCUAAUCUGAUACAAGUAGUGAUUCCUGCCUCCAACAGAAGCAUGUGUGGUAUGUGUGGAAACACCCCUGCUGUCGAUACAGAUGACAAACGCAGGCCGAAUGGAAGCCUGGCCAAUGAUUUGUCCAUAUUUGCAUCAUCCUGGUUGCUCUCACCAUCUGGGACAAACUGCUCUGAAGAAUGUGAGCUCUGCUCAGUGUGCAACUCUAGCAUGGCAGCAGAAUUUGCCUCUGAUAACCUUUGCGGCAUGCUGCUGGCUCCUGCAGGAUCGUUUAGUGGAUGCCACUCUGCUGUGGACCCAGAGCCCUUCUUUCAGAACUGUGUGAAUGACUUAUGUAUGUCAAAUGGGAAUGAAGAAACCUUUUGCAGUAGUUUGAGUGGGUACACUUUUGCAUGCCAGGAGGCUGAAGCUGAGGCCAAACCAUGGAGGGGUGAGAGGUGCUCGCUCUCAUGCCCUGAAAACUCUCACUACAAUAUAUGUGUCAGUGCAUGCCCCGAGUCCUGCGGUAUUUUAUCCGAUAUCCCCUGCCCCUGGGCCUGUUAUGAGGGAUGUCAAUGUGACUCUGGGUACAUGCAGAGUGGGAAUGGCUGCAUUAAGGCUGAUGAAUGUGGCUGCUUCUACCAUGGGCACUACUAUGAGAUUGGGGAGAUAUCGUGGGCAGAGGGAUGCUCUGAGCGCUGUAACUGCUCUGCCACUGCCACCAUGUGCUGUGAGCCAGCUUCUUGCCCUGAGGGAGAAAGCUGCACCCUUAACAAUACUUGGGUCUGUGCAAGGAAAGCUGAUGAUGAUGAUAAAAUCUGUCAGACUGGAGAGACCUGUGUGGUUCAGGGCCAACCGCAACAAAACCAGUGUUGGAUAAUGGGAGGUGCUCACUUCCACACCUUUGAUGGAAAGAUGUUUGAAUUCCAAGGAAACUGUACCUACACGCUGAUCCAUAAAAUGAACGACACCAGUGACAAUAAUACAUUUUGGGUCGGGAUACAGACAGACAGGACCCCCAACAUGGCCUCCUCUUUAAAAGCCAUUCACGUCAAAGUGGCCAAACACAGUGUUGCCGUCUACAGAGAGGAAAAAGGUUAUGCUUGGGUGAAUGGAGAAAAAAUGCUGCUGCCUGUGAUUCUACAGUUUGGACUUGUAAAGAUUUAUCAGAGUGGCAUGUUUGUUGUUGUGGACAUAAGACUGGGCAUUCAAAUUAAGUAUGACUGCUCUCAAACUGCCACUAUCCUCCUGUCUAAUACAACACCAGUCGAUGGCAUGUGUGGAAAUAAUAAUGGCAUUGAAGAAGAUGACCUCAGGACCCCUCAGGGUGAGGCUGUGGAUGCUACCACCUUUGGCUGGAGCUGGAAAGUCCCUGAUCAGGAAGCUCGGUGCACAGCAGAUUGUGGAGAUGCAUGCCAACGGUGCUCUGCUGAACAGCUCCAGGAGAAACAAGUUGCAAGACUGUGGAUGUCUUUACAUGAAUACAUUUGGUCCCCACAGAAUCCAUUCUACCUGUGCAGAGAAGUUGUUAACUACAGUAAAAUCUCCACAGGAGUGAGCAUGUUUGACCUGUGCUCUAGUGAUGACCCUCAGAAGACCCUCUGCCUUUUCUUUGAGGGGUUUGCUGCUGCCUGCCAAAAUGCCCAGAUUGAGGUCAGGGAGUGGAGGAAUAGCACCAACUGCUCUGUGUCCUGCCCAUCGGAUAGCCAUUUUGAGACCUGUGGCACAGCCUGCCCCGCCACCUGUGAGGACCCCUUCAGUUCAGGCCCCUGCACCCUGGCCUGUGUGGAGACCUGCCAGUGUGACCCUGGUUAUGUCCUGGAUGGCGACAUCUGUGUCCCCUUGUCCCAUUGUGGCUGUACUCACAAUGGCUACCGUUACCACAGCAACCAGACCUUUUGGGCUGAUGAGGGAUGCACAGAAAAAUGUGUUUGUGACCCCAAAACACACCAGACACAAUGCCACGUGGAUUCUUGUGGCCCUGAUGAAUCCUGCAGCCUCCAAAAUGGGGUCAGAAGCUGUGUGUCACACCCGCAGCAGACAUGCCUGUACACUGGCCAUCACAUAGUCACCUUUGACCAGCAUGACUAUGAUUUGCAUGGCACCUGUCAGUACCAGUUACUGGGCAUGUGUGGACAGAGGCAAGGCAUUGAUGCUAUUCAAGUUCACGUACAGACAGACGGACACCUGGAGUCAGCACUUCAUGUCCUGGUCAACAUGAGCGGUGUACUUGUGGAGCUCAACAGCAGAAACACAGAGUUCUUAGAGGUUGAUGGUGUCAUAAAGAACAUGCCCUAUCACCUCAGCCCCACUGCACUAGCUUUUUCUUUGGGGCUGCACACCUACAUCUACACAGACAUAGGCUUUGAAUUCAGCCUCAGCACGGAGGGCACAGUCAACAUUCGACUGUCCAGUAAAUAUGCUAAUACUACGUGUGGUCUGUGUGGUAACUUCAACUCUGAUCCUGCUGAUGAUCUCAAAGCUGCUGGCACAGAGGAGCAUCUCAGUCCUGAACAGUUUGGAAAAGCUUGGAGAAGUGGGCAGAAUCCCUGGUGUGUGGAGGGAUGUCUGGGAGGAAGUUGUCCAAAAUGUUCAUCAGAGCGUCUGGCCCUCUUCUCUGACCCCGAGGCUUGUGGGAAGAUUCUGGAAGUAAAUGGACCAUUUAGACACUGUCAUGGCAAAGUGAACCCCUCCAGCUUUUACAAGCGCUGCGUCAGUGACCUGUGUCUUCACGGAGGUCUCCAGCCUGCACUGUGUCACUCUCUGGCAUUGUAUACUGCUGUCUGCCUCUCCCACAGAGCUACAGUUUAUGCCUGGAGGAGUCCUGGAUUCUGCUACCUGUCCUGCCCCUCCAGCACCAGUAACAACACAAGUUCAACCUCUGUUCAUCUCUGCCUUGGCUGGCAGAAUAACACGGUAGAGAUGCCUCCAAACACAGGGGAGAACUGCCUCUGUGAAGCAGGUUUAGUUCACAGUGGCAGCAAGUGUGUCUCUCCAGAAAACUGUGGCUGCUUUCACCAUGGAGAAUACCUGCGGGCAGGACAAGAGGUGUCAACAUGCGAAAAAAGCUGUUUAUGCAAUGCUGGGGGAUGCAUGACGUGUCGUAAUGUCUCCUGUGGGCAGGAUGAGGAGUGUAAGCUACUUAGGGGUGUUCAAGGUUGCCAUCCCAAACCCGAAGUGGCAUUCUGCUCUGUUGAUGGAUCCCAGUACACCACGUUUGAUGGACAGGCAUUUGAAUUUCAUGGUUCAUGUAACUACACCCUUGUGCAGACAUGCUCUCUCAAGAAGCCGGAUGUGGAGCCAGUUUUCAUAGCUGCACAGGGAAACCAGAGUGAGGGAAGGCAAAUCUACUUGCAAGUCGAUAAAAUGUAUUUUAAGAUAUCAGCAGCUUUCCCUGGAAAAAUACAGGUAAAUGGAGUCUAUGAGAACCUGCCAUUCGUCGGAAAAGAAUUCAAUGUGCAUCGACAAAAUGGACUGAUAACCAUAAAGACUCAGCAGUCAGUAGAGCUGAUUUCAGACCUCAAAAACCACAUUAUGGUCAAGAUGCCCAAAACAUACCACCAGACAACCUGUGGCCUUUGUGGAAACUACAAUGACGAUACUUCAGAUGACUUGCAGCUGCCUAAUGGCUCUGUGGACCCUGAGGUGUUUGGGUCAUCAUGGAAGCUGUCUGAUUCUGAGUUGAACUGCAGCAACACUUGUGACAGCACCUGUAAAAGCUGCCAGACCCCUAUGCCAAAGUACACCUCUGACCUGUACUGUGGUCUUCUCACUCAUCCCAGAGGACCCUUCUCUUCGUGUCACCAUUUAGUGUGCGCUCAGAAAUACUACUCGCUCUGCAUGAGAAACCUUUGUGCUGCACAGGGACUAGCCGGAGCCCUGUGUGAUGCACUGUGGGCCUAUGAGGCUGCCUGUAAGGCGGCAGGAGGAAAGGUUGACCUCUACAACACAACAGGCUGUGCUCAUCAGUGUCCUGAAUUCAGCCACUACAGCCAGUGUGCCAAUGCUUGCUCCUCACUGUGUCCUGAGAUAAGCCAGGUAGUGCAGUGCCCUACGGACUGUGUGGAAGGCUGCCAGUGCAAUAAUGGACAUCUUUAUGAUGGUGCUGUCUGUGUACCAGCAGAGCAGUGUGGAUGCUUCCAGAACGGGAGAAGGUUUAAGGCCUCUGAGAGCAAACUGCUACAGAACUGUACAGUUAACUGUACCUGUGGGCCUCCUCUCGUCUGUGAGCAAUACUUGUGUCCUCCAAUGCACAGUUGUGUUGUUUCAGAGGGAGUCAUGGGUUGCCACAAGGAUGCGGAACAAACUUCAGAUCCAUGCGAGGGGAAAUGUGAUGAAACAGAGAAAUGUUACCUGAGCGAUGGUGUGCCCAUUUGUGAGAGCCAUCUCGGUCUGUGUUGGGCCUGGGGAAGCCAGCACUACUACACCUUCGAUGGGCUGAGCUACAGCUUUGAGGGGACGUGUACAUAUCUGCUGGCUGCCAGCAAAGGAGCAGCAUGUGGGCUGACUCCCUUCAGUGUGUCCAAGAAGAAUAACUGCAACAGCAGUGGAGAAGCAUCCUCCACACAGAUGGCCACUGUGCAAGCUUAUGGGUUCAUCAUCAAGCUCAGUGGUGGAAAAGACAGCAUACAUGUGAAUGGUCGGGAGACUAAUACUCCCUUCAACCUGCUGCGGAGUAAGAUCCAAGUCACUUACAAAGAAGGCAAAACUCUACUGAAAACUGACUUUGGCUUGCAUGUCGUGCUCGAUGGAAACUCCACUGUUCUGGUUUCACUGACCCCCGACUACAAGAGCCGAGUCCAUGGGCUGUGUGGCAACUUUAAUGGUGAUCAUCAAGAUGAGAUGGCUGUAGCAAUGCCUGGUUCCCCUCCCAUUAACACAAGUUUGGAGCUCGCUAAGGCCUACCAGAUCUACGACGGGGACCAGAACUGUUGCACUGGCUGCAGGCAGGAGUUUGGUGUAAUCACCUUCCCUACAGACUUUGAUUCAGAACUUGCCGCUAGUCACAGAAAACGCUGUGGGGUGCUCAAGGAUCAAAAUGGUCCAUUCACCCACUGUCAUACUAAAGUCAACCCGGAUUCCUUUUAUGAAAGCUGUUUAAGUGAUCUCAUGCAUAAUGGAGGGUCUGACGGUGCUCUUAAACAGGCCAUGCAUUCAUAUUCUACAGUUUGUGAAACAUCCAGUCAUGACUACCUCAGUGAAAGGACUGUUGAUGUGCACUGUCUAACAAACAGCCAUUACAAGAACUGUGGCUCAGCCUGUCCUCCAUCCUGUGAGUUUGAUACCACAGUCUGUACUAAGAACUGUGUUCAAGGCUGCUUCUGUGACCCCGGGUUUAUUAAGAGUCCAACUGGCUGCGUGCGUCCACAUCAGUGUGGCUGCAUUGACUCCAUUGGCAAAUAUCACAGCCUCAACUCAACUUACUGGACCCCGGACAACUGUGGUGAGCUCUGUACCUGUGGACCAGCUGCUGGAAGGGUCCAAUGCCGCCCUGCCCACUGCCUGAGAGGAAUGGUCUGCAAGCAGCUUCACCACAAGAGAAUGUGUCAACCUGAAACACCCAUGAACUGUAGCAUCGUGACCGGGCUGCAUUUUACAACCUUUGAUGGGCAUCAUUUUGACUACAGAGAUAGCUGUUCAUACUCAUUAGUUCAAACCAAAUCGAACCUAACUGGACUAACUCCAGUCAAUAUCACUAUCUCUAAUGCAAAUUGCUACAAAAGGUUUUCUCAUAGCCUUAAUUUAACACUCACUAUCUAUGGUUUGGAGGUUGUGUUGGGAAAAAAGGACCCAGGAAUGGUUAUUGUUGAUGGACAGCACAAGCCCUUGCCUUACUCUCACCACACAGGCCAUGUUAGUGCAUACCGCACACCUUCAUCCCUCAUCAUCCACACUGAUGUGGGAUUACAGCUGACCAUCUACAACAUAGGCACUCUCGUGGUUUUUCUCCCCAUCAGCUACACCUCUUCUGUCUCUGGUCUUUGUGGGAAUGCUAACUCUGACCCUGAUGAUGACCUCUUAAUGCCGGAUGAGGAGCUUGCCCAAAAUAAACUGGAGUUUGUCCACAGCUGGAGGUCUCAGGGUGCAGACACGUGCAAGACCGACUGUUCAUCCAGACUGAAGCCUUGUCCUGCUGAGGCUCGGAGGCUUUUUGAAGGCAGUGACUUCUGUGGUGUGUUGUUGAAUGAGCUUGGGCCCUUUGCAGACUGCGCAUCAGUUUUAAGUCCCAAGCAUUACUUCCACAGCUGUGUUGUAGACACCUGCUCUUAUAAUGGGCACUACUCAGCGCUCUGCAGCUCCAUUGCAUCUUAUGCAGCCGCCUGCCAAGCAGCUCAGCUACCAGUUAGGCACUGGAGGAGUGACACUUUCUGUGGCAUGUCCUGUCCUAAAAACAGCCACUACGAGCUGUGUGGACCUCGAUGUCCUGUCGUGUGCCCUGGACUGUCCUCUCCAGCUAACUGUAGUGGAGGUUGCGAGGAAGGCUGCCAGUGUGACCUAGACUACGUCCUGAGCGAUGGCCAGUGUGUCCCGGUUUCUGACUGUGGCUGCAUGCAUGAGAGACACUAUCACGCUGCAGGACACUUCUACUCUGAGCAAAGCUGCCAAAAGUGUAACUGUGAAAGAGGAGUAGUGACCUGCAGCUCCGUGGAGAACUGCUCAGUAGAGGAGGGACAUGCCUUGCAGUACGGAGUGUGCCAAGUAUUUGCUGGCUUUGGCUACAUCACUUUUGAUGGUGUAAUUCUGCCUCAUUAUGGAGCGUGCACCUAUUUAUUGUCAGCCCUUUCCUCUCAGGCUGGCAAAAACUAUACUCUGCUUCUCAGCUUUAAAAAUGACAGCAGUGGCAAUUUCACAAUCAGCAGAAUAGCAAUUCAAAUGCUUUCAAUUGAGGUGUCUAGUGACCCUGAAACACUACGGAAAGUAGAAGUGUUUAUUUACCCUGAAACACUAUUGAAAGUACAGGUUAACAGAGAAGAGCGCAGCAUCCCUUUUGAUAAUGGAGAGCUCAAAGCAUACCAAGAAGGCAACAGGCUGAUUAUCAAGACAGUUAGUGGGUUGGUCCUUGACUUGUCAUCCACUCAGUACCUCAGGUUAACUGUUCCACAGGAGUAUGACGGCACAUUCUCAGGCCUCUGUGGGAACUUCAAUGGGGACAGGUAUGAUGACAUGGAACUGAGAAAUGGUAAUCUGACCACAAGCUUCACAGAGCUCCUGAACAGCUGGACAGAGUUGGAUCCUGGAGAAUACUGCACCGAUACUUGCGGGAAAGAGUGUGAUGAAUGUAGCCUCUCCCCAACGGACAGCAGUGUCUGUGAUGUCCUGAUGAACAGUAGUAAUGAUUUCAACCAAUGCUGGAACAGCAGUGUGGAGCGGGACAUCUAUGCUAAAAUGUGCAUGAGGGCCGUUUGUUCAGGAGCAGGGGACAGGGCUGCAUGUCUCUCACUGGAAGCAUAUUCUGCAGCCUGUGAAGCUAAAGGAAUACCAGUAGGACCAUGGAGAGAGAAUACAGCAUGCUCUCUGGAGUGUCCUGACCGUAGCAGUCCGAGCAACUGUGUUGACUCCAGCUCCAACUCAUGUCCUGCUUUGCUACAGCCUGGUUCUCCAGCAGCCGGCUGCUCACAAAGCUGCCAGUGUGACCAUGGAAAUGUGUUUGAUGGGGGCGAGUGUGUGCCCUACAGUCAGUGUGGGUGUGUUCUUGGUGAUAAAUAUAUCAAGUGGGAUGAGCAGCUGUACACUGAGGGCUGCACCCAGAAGUGCUGGUGUCACCCCCUGAGUGGGGUGCUGUGUGAGGAUGCAGGCUGUGGUGCGGGGCAGCAGUGUGCUCUGAGGAACGGUUCCUGGGGCUGUCAGGAUAGACCUGGCGUUUGUGAGCUCAGGAACAGCCUCCAGGUCUCCACCCUCAGUGGACCGCUUCUGAUCCUGGAACCCCGCUUCCCUUACAGCCUGAUGUCGAUCUGUGAUGAGUCCAGUGUGCAGUGGUUCAGUUUGAUCUCCUACCAUGGACCUUGUGAAAACAACACUUCCAGAUUUGUCACUGUGUUUCAAAUCCUCCUGCAUGGAUCAUUAGUCACCAUACAGGAUGGCAUGGUGAAGGUGAAUGGACAGUUUGUGUCCCUCCCUCAUGUUCUACCAUCAGGGAUCUCCCUGACAUCAGGUGUGAGCCCGGACAAAUCAGAGGUCACAGUCAUCCUGAGGAGAGAUGCUGGGAUGGAGUCAGAGCUGGAGAUAGAGAUUGGUGUUACGAUGGUGAUGGUUAUUCCUCUUUGGUACUCAGAUCAACUGUGUGGUCUGUGUGGAAACCUGAAUGACCUCCACUCUCACAGUCCCGUCAGCUCAUGGGUCCUCCAUGACCUUCCAGGAUGUGGCAUCACUGGAUGUGACACUCUUUUAAUCUCCAAUUGAUAUAUAUUGUUUUAAAUAAAAAACAAUUUAAACAACUUUG
Notolabrus celidotus (New Zealand spotty) is the source of this 12503-nucleotide messenger RNA. RefSeq names its product IgGFc-binding protein. The record is from RefSeq and is a predicted model, not a curated record. Gene Ontology annotation, molecular function: protein binding. Lineage: Eukaryota; Metazoa; Chordata; Actinopteri; Labriformes; Labridae.